ACGAAAUGUAAUCUGUUUGAUUCGUGUUCGUGGAGACGAAUUUUCCUUUUUUUCGUGUCACUCAGCACGGACUUUCGAUCUAAUGUAUUUCAAUAGGAAGCAUCUUUCGUGUCUGCACCACGUUUUUUUCUGCCACUCGGAAGCAUUGUUUUUGCUCAUUUGUUAAUCAUUUUUAAACUUUAAGCACUACAUUACUCAACAUUCAACCAGGAGAUUUUAUCCUUGUUUUUGUUGCUUUGUGCUAUGGUCUACUUUUACUGUGUUGAAGACGUCAGCUAAAACUACAUGAUGACCCACCGCCAAUUCUCUUUUAAUGACAUCCUCAUCUUUCUUUCAACACAUAAACACGAAAGUGUGCUUGAUAAUUCAACAAUACGAUGUCAUGACCAUCCGUAUUAUUUUAUUCUCCUUUUAUUAUAUCCCAGUCUCACGGCAGUUCGUGACAUAGUCACGAACUGUAAUCCAUUGAUUCGUGUUCGUGGACACGUAUUUCCCUUCUUUCAAUCUAAUGUAUUUCAAUAGGAAGCGUCUUUCGAGUCCGCUCCACGGUUUUCUUUCUGCCACUCGGAAGCAUUAGGACAGUAAACUAAAUACUACAGUACCCAUGAGCCUUUUCUACUUUUACUAUGUUGAUGACGUCAGCUAAAACUACCUGUUGACCCACCGCCUAUUCUCUUUUAAUGACAUCCUCAUCUUUCUUUCAACACAUAAACACGAAAGUGUGCUUGAUAAUUCAACAGUACGAUGUCAUGACCAUCCGUUUUAUUUGAUUCUCCUUCUAUUGUGAGGAAGGGGGAUUAGUUGUGGUUAUUGACUGAAUUAAAAUAAAAAUAAAAAAUCAAUUAAAUUAAUUAGUGGACGCCCGCAUUACCCGUGAGCCUCAGCGGAGACGGCUGCUAUGGAGACGGAGCCAACCCGCUUUGCGAUUGGUUGAUUUCUGCAGGCCGCGAAUUCUCCUUCAUUGCGCUCAAAACCACUUCCCAGAAGAUCUGUUGCCAUUGCAAAAAGGAGCAGCCUCUGAAGCAGCGCCUCAAGAAGAGGCUUCAGAGGUUUGAUGACAAGCGAGAGGAAUGGGUGUUUGGUCGUAAGAAGAACCACAACAGUGCAUCCAUCAAGGAUGAAGCCUUAAUCAUGCUUGAGAAACUCCAUGCCAUUGGAUACAAGCCAAUUCUGCUCCUUGGAAAGCAAAACAAAAAAAAAGAAAAUAAGUGUGAAAUAUUAACCCCUCGCUGCACACUCUCCACCCGUGCCCAGGACUACCUUCAGAGGAUAGGCCCAAUAUAUGAAAACAUUUUUGAUGGUUGGACCAAGGAUAUUAAUGAGGAUCAGCUGAUUACGCUGCACCUCACACCCUGUGAACCAUUGGAGAACACAAGCAACCGCGAGGUGGUGAGGACCACGCAGUUGGAGCAGACGGGCACUACAGAGGGGGAGAUGGAGCAAACGGGUACUACAGAGGGGGAAAUGGAGCAGACGGGCACUACAGACGGGGGGAUGGAGCAGACGGGCACUACAGAGGGGGAGAUGGAGCAGAUGAGUACCUCGGAGGGUCAAGAGCUUUAUGCAGCUGUCUUCACAGGGUCAGCCAGGGGCACAGUCACAAGUCCCAAAAAGAAAAAGUCAGGUGGACUAAGACAUAUGCCUGAGAGGAAAAAGCCACAAAAGAAUUGCUCCUAUCACACUCGCCUAGAGACUUUCCCCAUCAGGAGUGUUGUAAGAGAAAGAGUGAGAAAGAUUAGGAAGGAGCUUGUACUGAAAAAUUCAUUAUCAGAUACUGGCAAAGCAGAAAUGUUGGUUGACUGGGAGCCCUGUCCAGUAUGUGGCAAGGAGUGGGCCCAUUCCUGGCAGCCAAAGGAUUCUCUCCAAAUGACUAAAAAUAAAUAAAAUGUACAAUUGUAAUCCA
Messenger RNA from Tachysurus fulvidraco (yellow catfish), 1903 nucleotides. RefSeq lists its product as uncharacterized. Bases 1132 to 1884 code for a protein of 250 amino acids. NCBI's taxonomy places the organism in Eukaryota, Metazoa, Chordata, Actinopteri, Siluriformes, Bagridae. The record is from RefSeq and is a predicted model, not a curated record. The transcript has 11 exons.